This is a messenger RNA of Trematomus bernacchii (emerald rockcod), 1274 nucleotides long. Its product is annotated as vegetative cell wall protein gp1-like. The coding region runs from base 231 to 1148 and encodes 305 amino acids. NCBI's taxonomy places the organism in Eukaryota, Metazoa, Chordata, Actinopteri, Perciformes, Nototheniidae. The transcript is spliced from 9 exons. The record is from RefSeq and is a predicted model, not a curated record.
CAUGGCCUCCAUGACGGAGCGACCGCUUCAACUUUAAUUUUUUUCGCCAGUUUUUCAGCUCUAAAACCUGCUUUUUCGCCUCCACUUCUUCCCGGGAAAUGUUUGUUGUGAUCGUGUCGAUAUGGCAAACUCGUGACCCGAGGUUUUCUCCCGGGAAGAGAGUUUAAACUGAUCGGUUUUAAGUUGAAGCUGCAAAGCUGGAGAGGAAAAAGAGAAUUGCAUCAAAUCAAAUGCCGUCUGAGGCUCCUCCCCAGGAGCCUCGGGACCGCGGCCCGUUGCCCCCCGUCACGCGGGCCGGACGCAGCGCUCAGCUGGCCAAAGAAGCCGCCACAAGCCCCGCCUUCGAGAGGCGCUCCAGGGGCCGACCUCGCAAAGAUGGCCCCCCGACGCCCCCACCUCCAACACCUACACCUCCCAAAGCCAGGAAGGGGCGGAGUCGAGGUCGAGCCCAGGUAGAUGAUGAAGAGAGUAUGGACGCCACGGAGAAAACCCCCCCCCAGAAGACAGAGGUGAAGGAGAAGACAACAGGACGUCGUCGCUCCACCUCCAGGAGGAAGUCCAACACAAACCCAGAACCUGAUCCAGAACCAGAGCCAGAGCCGGACCCUGAACUCGAGACCCUUCCCCUGACCCCUCUCCCAGCGCCGGCUGCCCCCAGUCCUGCUCCAGCUUCCAGUCCAGAGAAGGAGCCUCCCGUCAGACCCUCUUCCCCAGACCUGAUCCCAGUCCAGAGCCCUGGUCCUGGUCCUGGGGAGGAAGAGGAGGAGGAGGAGGAGGUCCAGCCAAUCCUUAGCCCCGCCCCCAUGGAUCAGAGCCCCGCCCCCUCCAGUCCUCCAGCCUCCCCCUGCCCCCCCCUGGAGGACGAGGACUCUCUCUCUCCCCUCUUCCAGCUGUCGGACGAAGGGGGAUCGCCCACCCCCAGUUUGGGACACACCAAAAAACGGUUGAAGCAGUGUGCCUUCUGUUCCCUGGGCUCCGCCCCCCCCCUGGGCCUCGGCCCCCUGGUGGUGUUCGGCCCCACGCCGGGUUACAUCCCGCUGCACAUCCUCAACAGCCGCUCGCCCCCCCGAUCGAGACAACGACUGCCACGACCACUGUUACCACGGAGACCAGGCCCCGCCCCCGUGCAGCAGUCCAGAACAGUGUGAGUCUUCCUCAGAGUUCCUGGAUCAGUUAGGACCCGUCGGCCUUCCUCACGACAUCAACGUCCAAUCACUGUUCGACCCCACAGGUCAGUGCUGUGCUCACCUGCAGUGUGCAGCCUGGUCAGAGGG